Messenger RNA from Belonocnema kinseyi, 2354 nucleotides. RefSeq names its product putative fatty acyl-CoA reductase CG8306. Bases 223 to 1749 code for a protein of 508 amino acids. Gene Ontology annotation, molecular function: alcohol-forming very long-chain fatty acyl-CoA reductase (NADP+) activity. Gene Ontology annotation, biological process: long-chain fatty-acyl-CoA metabolic process. Lineage: Eukaryota; Metazoa; Arthropoda; Insecta; Hymenoptera; Cynipidae. The record is from RefSeq and is a predicted model, not a curated record. The transcript has 7 exons. Gene Ontology annotation, cellular component: peroxisome.
GAAGUCGGCUUGUGACGUAGCGCAUGUGGCGUCGUUUCGCAUGUGUUGGACUGGAUGAGAAGAUUUCAGUUGUAGUUGAUUUUCAGUGUUUGUCGUUUCUGCUACAAGACGUCUCAUGAGCCUUAACCGCCUUUUCUAAUUUGAGUUUUGAAUCUUUCUUGUGGUGACAACAACCUGAAAUAGGAACGUUGGUAGAAUUCACUUGCGAUUUAUCCGAGUGCAAUGGCAUCUUCGGCGGUCGCAGAUUUUUUCCGGGAUAAAAACGUGUUUGUCACGGGUGGUACCGGUUUUCUGGGUGUUUGUCUGAUCGAAAAAUUACUGCGAUGUUGUUCGGGCGUGAAAAAUAUCUAUAUUCUUAUUCGACCCAAAAAAGGCAAGGAUAUUCAGGAACGACUCGUGGAGUUGAUGAAAAAUUCGGUGUUCGAUAGAAUCAAGAAAGAAAACAACGAAGAUCUCUUCAAAAAAUUAAUCGCUGUCGCAGGAGAUGUUGGAGAAGACAACCUAGGCCUUUCAUCCAAUGACAGGUUGACUUUAGUCGAACAUAUUAAUAUAGUUGUACAUUCAGCAGCCACACUGGACUUUGAAGCCGAUUUAAAGAGUACAGUCAAUAUUAAUUUAUUGGGCACUCGGCGUGUCGUACAGAUCUCCCAGGAAAUUAGAGACCUCAAGGCCUUGGUUCACGUUUCAAGCGCUUACGUAAAUUCAGUUCUUCGCGAAUGUCACGAGAAACUUUAUCCUCCCCCAGUCGAUGUGGAAGAACUUUUGAAACUGGUUGAGGAAUCUGACGACGCUACUUUAAAAGCGGAGACUGCCAAAAUUAUUAAAGAUCAUCCCAAUCCCUACACUUUCACGAAACAUUUGGCUGAACAUGAAGUUGCGAAUUCAAAUCUUCCAGCGACUAUUGUGCGCCCCUCAAUGAUAACUGGAGCAUGGAAAGAACCGGUACCGGGAUGGACUGUUUCAAAGAAUGGACCGCAAGGUUUUUUGAUGGGAGCCAGCAAGGGAGUCGUGCGACGUUUACCAGUUGCGAAAGAUCUAAUUUACGACUAUAUUCCUGUUGACCUCGUCGUAAACAGUAUUCUUGUCUGUGCUUACAACAUCUCUCAAGAUAGUAAGAAGGAACUGAAAAUAUAUCAUUGCACAUCGAGCACGUCUAAUCCAUUCAGAUGGCAGCGAGUUUCGGAAAGAGUUGACGAAUUUCUUCACAAAUAUCCUUUGUGCAGUGCAGUUUGGUAUCCAUCCCUCAAACUUUUGCCCUCUCUCUUCUGGUUCCGGAUCUCUGCAAUAUUCGUGCACAUGAUCCCUGCCUAUGUUUUAGACACUGUGACUCAAAUCUGUGGUGGAAGGCCAAUAUUGGUUCGCCUCCACACGAACGUAAAUAAAUCCCUCGUUCUUUUGGAAAAGUUCAUUUUCACUGAGUGGAAGUUCUAUAACCCAAGUACACUCGAAUUACACGAUUCACUUUCAGCUGAAGACAAGCGUCUUUUUACGCUGGAUGUUAGAGGUUUAAAUUGGGAGGAAUACUUUGUAGAUUUAACGCAAGGUGUCAGGCAGUAUCUGAGCAAAGAGAGUCCUAAGAGUUUAACAAAAGCACGCACAAAGGACAAGAUAUUGAUGGUGGCUCACUUAGCUUUGCAGGCUGCGUUAUUGGGUAUUGUUUGGUGGAUUACAAAAACAAUUUUGUCUUCGACUUGGACCCAAACCGGCUUAAUAGUACCUAUCGUCUAUGUUCUAUUUAAUCUGCUCUAAUUUCCCUAUGUAUUAUCAUCAAAGAUGCCUUAAUGGAUAUAGAAUAUUGACGGAAAGUAUAGAACUUUCACAAAGAUCAACUCAUAUUUUUAAUUUAAUUUUUCUGUGGACAGAAUCUACUUUUGUAUGUUAAGUUAAAUUCAAAGCGGUAUAAUAUAUAAUAUUUGAGGGAAGUUAGAUAGAGGCAAGAGGAGGUCUUGCAUUUAAAAUAUUUAAACCAAAAUAAACCACAGGAUUAAAUCAAAGAUUGAUCCUUAUUACCAAAAUAUCAUUUUUAUGACUGUGUUCAAAGUGAGACAUGUUACAGAGGUGAUGGUCAAGGAUUUUUACAGGUUUGGUUCAAAGUUGCGUUUUGUAAUUAAGUAAGAUUUUUCAAAUCGCAAACAUUCCGUUAUAACAUUUUUUAAAUUCUAUAGAAGAGUAAUAUACGUACUACGAAAAAGGUAUAUUUAGGAAGUAUGCUCACUAAAAGCCAUUCUUUUAACUGACUGUCGAAAUAUUUAUACGUAAAGAGGAGUUGUAAGCGUUUAAUAUUGUUUGUUUAAUUUCUAUGUUUGCCAUUAUUAUUUAUGUAUGCAGCAAGGAUGCUGUAUUAAUAAAAAAAA